ACUGGUCCGAGAAGCAGGAAAGUAUCAUUUGGUCUUCGUUAGUUUGUCAAGCCUCUUAGAAUUGCAUUUGUUUACAUUUGCUGUUUUUCUGUGAUUCAAAGCCAUUUCUAUUAUAUUUAUUCAAUAGUUUAAGUAGCAGCUAUGUAGGAUAAAGUUGCUUAAAUCAACCAGUUAGCCUAAUGAAUGCCUUUCAGUCAGUUACAGUUGUCAGAAGUUGGCUAGUUUCAUGCUAGCUAGUACGUAGCUAACGUCAGUGGAGUGAGAAUAGGCUGCUAUUUAUUGUGAGCGUCCGAUAGCCGAUAGCCUGCGGUAGACAGUGUCCAGCUCCUUAAACGUUACGCCUGUAAAGCAGCCGAAACGUGCGGAGGGUACCUUAUAUUGAACGCCGGGAGCUAUUUUAAAUAACCAACAAUGGAUCCAUUCGACAGCAACAGUACAGAUCGUGCUAACCUGCCAAGGAACAUGAUUGAGAACAGCAUGUUUGAAGAGGAGCCUGACGUUGUUGACUUAGCCAAAGAUUCAACAGCCUUUCCGACGUUUCCAGCUCUUGACCCAGAUGAGGUGGUGUAUGAGCCUCGGAGCUCACGGCUGCUGGUGCGGGGCCUCGGAGAGAAUGAGAUGGAUGAGGAUGAGGAGGAUUGCGAGUCUUCGGCCCGUCUCCUUGGCAUGUCCUUCAUGAAUCGCAGCUCAGCUCACAGAUCUACUUCCUCUCCUUAUACCAGACAAUCCCCACCCAGGUCAUGUUCACGACCCUCAGCACGUACAUUGGUUGUGUGUGUGCUGUUCCUGGUGAUAGUGGUGUCUAUGACCAUGGUACUGUACUUUUUACCCGAAUGCACCUUCACCAAGUCAGGUUGCCGUAAACAGACCACUCCUGCUGAGCCAGUCUAUCCUAUUUCCACCAACGGUGAAAUGUUUCCUUGGGCACAGCUACGGCUGCCUCAAAGCAUACAACCUCUCAGCUAUGAGCUCACCUUGAACCCUGACCUCGACAAAAUGACGUUCACCGGUACCACUGUCAUCACUAUGACUGUGCGCCAUGACACCAAGCGUAUUGUCCUGCACAGUGCUAAUCUAAACAUUACCAAAGCUACCUUUAAGCUGGGUGAUGGGAAGGCCACUGAUGUGACUGUACUUGAGUACAAACCACGACAACAAAUAGCAGUUAAGUUCUCAGAGGAGCUGAAGGCAGGCCAGCAGUGUGUUUUGACCCUCAAUUACUCUGCCAAUCUCUCUCACACCUAUGAUGGUUUCUACAAUAGUUCAUACAGUGACAAAGAUGGAAACAAAAGGGUCCUUGCUGCUACCCAGUUUGAGCCUCUAUCAGCGAGGAAGGCCUUCCCCUGUUUUGAUGAACCGUCUUUCAAAGCAACUUUUCAGAUUAAAAUCAGCAGAAAACCUGACUAUAUGACUCUGUCUAACAUGCCUAAGGCUAAAACCACAUCACUUCCCAGCGGUCUCCAAUUAGAUGAAUUUGAAAAGACCAGUGUGAAAAUGAGCACCUACCUAGUGGCAUUUGUUGUUGCUAACUUUACUCCAAUCAGCAAAAAUGUCUCUGAAACUCUGGUUUCUGUUUAUUCUGUGCCGGAGAAGAAGGAGCACACUGAGUAUGCUCUGGACACAGCUUGUAAACUACUGGAGUUCUACAAUAGCUUCUUUGAGAUUGUCUACCCUUUAAAAAAACUAGACUUGGUUGCCAUCCCAGACUUCCUGGCAGGAGCGAUGGAGAACUGGGGUUUGAUCACCUUCAGAGAAACCAGCCUGCUGGUGGGAAAACAGUCUUCUCUUUUGGAAAAACAAGUUGUCGCCUCAGUCAUAGCCCAUGAGCUCGCCCACCAGUGGUUUGGAAAUCUGGUGACCAUGAGCUGGUGGAAUGACCUGUGGCUUAAUGAAGGCUUUGCCACUUACAUGCAAUACAUGUCACUACAGACAGUUUUGCCUAAACUGGACAUUGGUAAUUUGUUCCUGGAUGUUAGAUUCAGAGCUUUGGAGAAAGAUGCACUAAACUCUUCUCAUGCUGUGUCGACUGAAGUGAAUACACCAGAACAGGUGGAAGAGAUGUUUGACUCUGUCUCCUAUGAGAAGGGUGCAUCUAUUCUCUUGAUGCUGAACGCCUCCCUCCCAGGGGAUCAGCAGUUCAGAAAAGGGAUCAUACAGUACCUAAAUCAGUUCAGUGGACUCAACACUGACACUGACAACCUCUGGAACAGCCUUACACAGGUUGAUGUCUCUACUCAGCACCAAAAUGUGUCCGAGAUGAUGAGCUCAUGGACUUCACAGAAAGGCUUCCCAUUGGUCACUGUAGACCGCAAAGGGGAUCAAGUUACCCUCACACAGGAACACUUCCUGCUCACUUCUGACAACGCCACGCAUACUUCCAGCUUGUGGCAUAUCCCUGUAACUUACAUCAAUGACACAUGUAGUCUGGCCCCUGACUGCAAACAAGUGUUCACUCUGAAGACCAAGUCAGAGACGCUUAAGGUGCCACAAAGUAUAAAAUGGUUGAAGCUGAAUCACGGGAAUACAGGCUUUUACAUUGUUCACUACGGAGAUGAUGGUUGGGCUGCUCUUAUAGAUGCUUUGAUCAACAAUGUCAAUGUUCUUACGCCUGAGGAUCGAGCCUCCCUGAUACACAACAUGUUUGCUCUUUCCAGACUGGGACGUGUGUCCUUCAGGCAGGUCCUCAGUCUGUUAAACUACAUGACCAAUGAAACUGAGACUCCUCCUGUCACCGAGGCCUUGUUACAGCUCAACAAUAUUUACAGACUGCUUGACAAAAGACAGGAGACAGAUUUUGUGUCUCGUAUGAAGGUUCGUAUUCUCUCUUAUUUUGGUUCUCUAAUGAGAAACCAAACAUGGGACGAGGAGAUAAGUGUAUCGAAACAGGAGCUACGCUCGGCCCUGUUGGAGACAGCCUGCAAUCUGAAUGUAGACAGCUGCAUACGGCAAGCCAAAGCCCUGUUCAAAAAAUAUGUUGAAUCCAAUGGGACUGCACACAUCCCAGGAGAUUUGCAGCGAGUUGUUUUCACCGUAGCUGCUCAGUCAGAGGAAAGCUGGUCUACUUUGCUGGAAAAGUACUCAAAAGUCAGCUAUGAUGCAGAAAAGAGAAAAAUGCUGCAGGGCCUGGCAUCCACUCAGGACACACGGCGUAUAGCGUGGAUCUUGAAGGAGGGUCUGCAGGGGAACAUCAUCCAGACACAGGAGUUGCCCUUGGUCAUCAACACUGUGUCUAGCAGCUUUUCUGGCUAUUUGUUUGCCUGGGAUUUUAUCCAAGAGAAUUGGAACCAACUCAUAGAAAAGUUUCCUGUGGGUUCCUUUUCCAUUCAGAAAAUCAUCAAGUCCACCACCUCUCAGUUCUCCACACAGGCACACCUCAAUCAAGUGCAGGGUUUCUUCUCCAGUCUGAAGGAGCGUGGCUCUCAGAUGAGGAGUGUGCAGGAGGCUUUGGAAACCAUCAGACUGAACCAGCGCUGGAUGGACAGGAACCUUCCUUCAUUCAAUGAAUGGCUCUAGUACAGGCACUCCAUCCAGCCCCGCCCUGCUACCUGGGGCAUGUUGUCAAGACAACAGCAGUGUUUGCACUAUUGAGGGACUAUGUCUCUGAAACCCUUUACCCAGGUCAGGGUGCUACCCACAGCCACAGUUAGAACUCUACCGGGGUGAACGAGGGGUUGAUUUUCUGAGAUUAGUCCUAGGAGUUGUAGUUUUUAGCUCAGGGUGGCUCUUGAUUGUGUGUCUGACAGGGUGUCGUCAGACUCAAACUCUCACUCCUCACACUUUAUGCUGUUGACCAAACUUCUCCUCUGUUUCUUUCAUCCAAACCUCAUGUCUGAGCAGACAAUCAUGCUUUUGGAAGGCAGUGCUUUACCCACAACCUUUUAGCUCAGCCUGCUCCCAUGCACUAAAUGAAGGAGCUGUAAAUGGCCACUUCAAAAGAGAGUAAAGAAUGUCAGCAUUACAGUACACUUACAGCAUUUAUUUUAUAGUACAUAUACAGCACUGUACUGUAUUUCAUGACAGUACAUGUACUGUUUCUUUUUUCAUCUUCUGAUCUGUGGGAUGGAGUUGCUGUUACACGUACUCAGCGAUGAGAAGAUGAAAAUGAAUGGUACUUGAGUUACCAAAUUACUAAGAGAAAGUAUUCAAGCUUUACAGUGCCAUGCAGAAGCUGCUUUAAAAAUAGCUGCCAGUCUUUGUUUUACUUACUAAUGCAACCUGAAGCAUUUAUUACCUUAGUAAUGGUUUGGCUAAGGGGACUUGAAUUUGUUGACAAAUUGUUGGCUUGAUAUACCAAAUUUGUGUUGGCAUCAGCUGAAUGUACUAAAACCUUCCCACUGUGUACGCUAGGUGGUGUGCUGUACAGUUGUGCAGGUUUAACAGCCAAUGUGUCUUAGAUAAGAGUAGACAGUGCACACAAGAGCCAAAUCAGUCUUUGGUUCUUCCUUCCUUUAGUUCUCUCUGGUUUUCUUCUUUCUUUCUAGCCAUGUUUCAGCUGAAUUUAGCUCUUCCUAAAGUUUUAUUUUGAGCGCUCCUUGCCUGCCAUGCAGUCGCUGUACAGACCCAUUAUUUGAUCCAAUUAGUUUGUAAACUUGUAAUUAUAAUGUAAAUAUGCUCCACCCCAUGACCCUUAACCCUGCUAUUGGAUGUACUGUUUUAAACAUCUUGACUUUUAACAUAUUAAGCUUUCUGUUGUGUGUGUAUAUAGGGUGUAAAGAAAAAAUGUAUACAUAGAAUUGAUCAAGCCUCUUGGUCAAAUACUUUUUACUGUUUUGGUUCAGAAAACCACAGGGAGGCCAUUUUGCUGAUAAAUGUUUGUGUUUUAAGGGCUACUGUGCACAUGAUGGUAUGGACAAGUUCAGAUUGGGCAUGACUAGCAUGUCCUGGAACCAAAUGAGAACGCUCCUAUGAAUAGAAUACAGAUGCCCGGCUAUUAUUUACUUUUUUUUUUUUUUUUUAAUUUUAACUCCAUUUGUAAACUACUUCAGCUAAUUGUUUUUGCCAUCCCAUUGAUGUUCAUGAGACUUUAAGGCCCCUUUGACUUAUUUAGAUUUAAUAAAUAGAAUAACAAUCAAAUAACCACUUAAGGUUACAUUCACCCUCCUCCUCCUUAAAGAUUUGAGUUUAAUCCCCAAUUCGGAAACAGCAGACUCUGUGCGCAGAUGAGAACCUGAUGAAGGAUCAUGAGUUUGCUGCUGCUGUUGUGACUCCUUUAGUUUUGUUUUAGAAGUUUCAAUAUGGGUAGAUGCAUAUGGCGCCCAGGUAACUCCUGUGAUUUGCAGGUGAUAGGACACAAAAUAAAACCUGUGUGCACUGAAGGAGGUAUGUGGAUGUCAUCACAUGCCCCUUCUGCUUUAAUAUAUGGGUGAGCUGUGUGAAACAUCACAAAGAUUUGAAUUGUCAGAAAAGCAUGUAUGGAUAUGCAUUUAAGUAUGGGAAAUUCUGAUGUGUUGUCUGAAUUUUACCUGUCUACCAAGGACAAGUUUCCAUUUGCCUGAAGUCCAAUUUAUGAGCUUAACUGAUGCUAUUAACAUUGUUUUGAUCAUAUUUAGGCCCAAGUUUACUAAGUUACAAUAAGCUUUGAGACACAUGUUACCGAUGUCAUUGUUACUGAUCAGUUUCAAAGCUGUUUUAAGUGAUGAACUGACCUGAUGAAAGGAUUGUAGUGGAGAACCAUAUGAGCAUUAAACCCACUCAGAUUGUCCUUGUUUUUGCGCCGGGAGUAAAUGCUGCAGAUGCUUUUGAAACUGUUGCUCUUAAUGUGAAAAGAAUUUAAAUAAAGUUGUUUUUUUUU
This is a messenger RNA of Sphaeramia orbicularis (orbiculate cardinalfish), 5791 nucleotides long. It is a transcript of the gene lnpep, whose product is annotated as leucyl/cystinyl aminopeptidase. The coding region runs from base 412 to 3513 and encodes 1033 amino acids. The transcript is spliced from 22 exons. The record is from RefSeq and is a predicted model, not a curated record. NCBI's taxonomy places the organism in Eukaryota, Metazoa, Chordata, Actinopteri, Kurtiformes, Apogonidae. Gene Ontology annotation, biological process: regulation of blood pressure; proteolysis; peptide catabolic process. Gene Ontology annotation, molecular function: peptide binding; zinc ion binding; metalloaminopeptidase activity. Gene Ontology annotation, cellular component: cytoplasm; plasma membrane.